AGAAUCUGCCGCCCCUCGCCUGCUGGGGUGGGCAAAGACUCAGCCAGGCUCUCCCGCUCGACUCGGCAGCAAGGAGAGGAGCGCCGGUCGGACGGCUGCCUUGCGUUUCGCCCGCGCCUGUCUCUGCAAACGUCCGUGUGCGGCGGGGUGGCUGAGCCGCGGGCAGAACGCGGGCGGCGCCGGGUCUGCUCCACAUCGCGUGUCUGUCGCGCGGCACAGAGGAGCUCCUGCGGGCAGCGGCCGAGGAGGCGCGAUGGGCUCACGGUGCGGACGAAGCGCGGCGGCGCUGCCUCCCGGCGCGCUCUGCCUGGGCGCUGCGCUCAGCGGCGUGUGCAGCUUCUGCCUCUUGGCUGCGGCCAUCGGCACCGACUACUGGUACUUGGUUCGGGUCGACCCGGCUCCGGCGAGCAACCUCACCACCAGCGCUUGGGACGCCGAGCAGCUGAGUUCGCAUGCCGGACUCUGGCGCCUUUGCGAAGGGUGGAAUGCCUGCAUGCCUCUGAUUGACCCCUUUGGCACACAGAGUAGGCAAGUUCCAGCAUCACUCCAACAUCUUAUCUGCAUGCAGCGAGCCUUUGUGGUUCUGCUGCCACUCAGCCUCAUCUUGGUUGUCUUUGGCUGGAUCUGUGGGAUCAUCGGUUCCUUGGCCCGGAGCUCCCAGCUUCUGCUGUUUACAGGCUGCUAUUUUCUGCUGGGUGCUUUGCUGACACUGUCGGGGACCAGCAUCUACAUCUGCUAUUCCAGGGCAGCAUACACCGAGACAGUGCGCAUGUUUGACCCGCAGCACUUCAAGCACGUCCACAUUGCCUUUGGCUGGUCCCUGGCACUUGCCUGGCUUUCUUUUGGCACGGAGGUGCUGGCUGGCUGGCUGCUUCUCCUGGCUGCUUGGGGGCUCAGCCUGAAGCCAGAGGGAGACUCAGUGGUCAUCUGAUACGGGGAGAGAGAUGGCAGGGGAUGCAGCAUUGCCAAGGCUGUGACCUCAUCCUGCCCCACAUGGAUACCCUCCCUUGAUCCUUCUGGUGGGAAAUUCUGAGGUUGCUCAGUCUGGCUGCAGCUCCAAUGCACUCAUGGGUUGUGAGGUUACAGAAUCAGGGGUAUGCCCCCAAAGUAGAAGGGUCUGCCCGUGGAUGUGCUAGGCAGAGAGCCCAAGUUGACAAGGCACGCCAGUUGCCAUCUCUGCUUGAUGGCUUUGUGGAAUGCUGGGUGGGGCAGAGCUUAGAGUUCCUUUCCUGGGCUGCUGGUGUGCAGACAGAGCGAAGUGGGCAGGCAACAAAUGCCCUUUAUCUGCUCCCCCGCAAACUGCGGCAGCUUUGCCAUGUCCCUUGAUCUAUGCAGCUAGCACUCCUCCCUGAAACAUGAUUUUCUGUCUGUCCUCCUUGAUGCAUGCGGUAACUCUUUAAAUAAAGGGCUCC
Hemicordylus capensis (graceful crag lizard) is the source of this 1412-nucleotide messenger RNA. RefSeq names its product transmembrane protein 235 (gene TMEM235). The coding region runs from base 254 to 931 and encodes 225 amino acids. The record is from RefSeq and is a predicted model, not a curated record. Gene Ontology annotation, cellular component: apical plasma membrane. NCBI's taxonomy places the organism in Eukaryota, Metazoa, Chordata, Lepidosauria, Squamata, Cordylidae. The transcript is spliced from 4 exons.